GGAGGGGGGAGAGGGCCUUUUCAAUCUUAGGGGUGCAGCCUAACAAAAAAGACCCCCCAAAUCCAGGCACAGUCACUCUCUGCUCUGGACCAAAUUUGUUCCCUGCAAAAGACUUCCUGUAGAUAGUGUCCACUCUUGUGACCCCCUCCUGAGUUCAGUACCCAUGGGGCCUCCUAGGGAGAUGAAGGUGGGUGCGGGGUUAGCAGGGUGGAGCAGGUAGGGAGGAGGAGCCUGCCAAGGGAGAAGCAGCUGUCUCAAUCUGAGUUCCAGGCUGGCCCUGGGCCCUGUGAGUCCUUCUCUCUCUGGGUCUUGGCCCCACCUCUAUCACUUCCAGCCCCCAGAUUCUUCUAUUGUGGGCACCCACCACCCUCAUGGGCACACACACAUUCCCUAUCCUCCCGCAGUGACUUCACAGCUCAAGAAUGCAGAGCCAGCUCACGGGACCCAGUGGUAGAAAGCAGAUCAAAGCCACAGAGUUGGUCAGGCUGCCCAGGUGCCCACUGCCUUCCUCCUGCCCCCCUUCCCCAGAUCCACCCCCCUCAGCCACCCCAGGGACCAGCUUGGAUGAAGAACCAUGGUUGCCAAUGGUCACACAGCUCUAGCUGGGAAGCAGACCCAUGACUUGAGCCUGGGGCAUCCAUCUGCAAGUGGCAGUCUGGCUCAAGGAUGUCAGGAAGGAGCCAGCUGGGGGAAGGGGGACAGUAAGGCUGCACCCUUGGAGGACUUCACCAAAGGCCUGGGCAGCACGGUCAUGAGAAGGAACUGGCAAGCAGGGGCUCUUGGAGAUAUCUUCAGGGGCUCAGAGGAGGGAGAAAGGACAGGACUUAGUCAAUCUUUAAGGCUACUUGGAGGAAGGAGUACAGAAGCAGAGAGGGCCAGGAAUAAUAAUUCACAAGGAUGAAGAAUAGCAAGAAUGAAUAAGCAUCUAGGGAGAGCUUGGGAGGAGCAAGAAGUGGACCGGGCCACCCUCCUGCAGGGCUGGCACAAGCCCUGGGCCACUCUGAGAAGGGACACGCCAAAGUCACCAGAGCAUCCCUGGCCAGUAGAGCCCCAACCAGGCAUGGACAGGAUGCUAAGCCCUGCCCGCUAUGGGAGAAGAAAUCCUCAGAUUUUCUGCGCUCAGCCAAUGAAGCUCAUCUGGCAUCUGGGCCUGGCAUGGGGUGCCUGCUCCCCGGCUGCAGCUGGCUGGUGAAACCCUGGUACAGGGCUUCCUUCCUCCAUGUGUUUUUGUUCAAGCUGAUUAAACCCAAGGAAUGUUUGUGUCCAGGAACAGACGCCACGUGCAUGCCCUUGGCUGCCUGUGGUUUUCAAAGCCUUGUAGGGCAAAAAGCUAAGCCCAGAGAAGGCCAGAAACAUCCCCAGGACAUCAGAAAUACUCCUUGGAUCCCCAAUGUCCAGAGUACCUGCAGGAGUUCAGCAAAUUUCCAGAACUUCAGUGUCACCCUCGGACCCCUCCAAAGCUUCCACAUGGUCCCCCAGGAACCCCCAGAACUGCAGAAACCCCACAGAACUGGUGUCACACUGCAGGACCUCAGCAACACUCAUGGGAUGCUGAGCCACUGGCGGUGAAUCAAGCCUGGGUCACAGCAAGAUGGCCCACAACCACAGUGAGCAGCCGACACUCAGCCAUACCUCAACCCCACAAUGUAGUAUGACACCCAGCAAGAAUCUGCCAGCCAGCAGCCGGACUAGGAGGACCAGACCUGUGUGCUUGCCUGAGGACCCUUGCAGCUGGUGGGGUCUUGCUAUGUAGGUCAGCCUGGCCCUGAGUUCACUAAGUGGCCCACGCUGGCCUCAAACUUGUGAUGAUCUUCCUGCCUCUGCCUCCUAAGAAUUCAACUCCUCCCAGAAUUACAGAAGAUAAGUAUUCUCAGGAACACAAAGACUUUGGAUCCAUUGCUAUAUUUCAAAUGCCUGAAACAGUGCUGCACACACGACUUCUGCAAGAAUGACGGGCAGCAUGAUGCCCAGCUACGUGUGGAAGCCUUGCAGCUGGGCAGAGCAGAGGGCCAGGAGUGCCAGCAGUGUGUGGGCCAGGCCAUCUUCCCCCAUCUACCCACAGCCUGAGCAGCCCCCCAUGAACCUCACAGCACAUGAGCAUGAGGACCUGUACCGCUACCAUGGUAGCCUAGCUCUGCUCCGGACCGGCCUAGACCCCACUGCCCGCCACUGAGGGAGCCUGACCCACAAGGUGGCCUUCCAUGUGCACCGGGGCCUAGGGUCCCUCCAGUCAGGACUUCUGUCACCUUAUCCAAAGCCCCAACUGCAGGUGGGUGCUCUUGGGGUCCCUGCUCAAUGCCAGGUGCCCCAGACCCAAGUUACAGGCUCUGUGACAAGCCUGGUGGUUCCAGCCCUUUAAGAAAUAAGGCAAUGUGGCUGCCCGGACUGAUUCCUUUCCUCUGGGAGGCUGCUAUCUGAGGAUUGCCUUGGGAGUCCUGGUCUAAAGUGACCCAAAAUUGGAAUACAGCACUCUGGGAGGUAGGAGGAUUACAAGUUUAAACCCAGCCUGGGCAAUUUAGUAACUCUGUGGAAGUUCCUGUCUUAAAAGAAAGAACAACACUCACUUAAAAGGGUUGGGUCAGUAGGUGCAGGCCCUGAGUUCAAUCCCUAGUACAGUACCAAGCUGGACAUGGUGGUGCAUGCCUGUAAUUCCAGCUUUCAAGAGGCUAAGGCAGGAGGAUCACUAUGAAUUCAAGGCCAGCUUGAGCUACAUAGUCAGAUGUCUCAAAAAACAAACAAAAGCUAAUAUCCCACUCCCCUCCAAAAAAAAGAAACAAAACUCCACAGAGCAGUGAUAGAUGUGGCAGGAAUAUUUUGGCUCAGGGACUGAGUGUCCCCUGUGACCCAUUAGUCCCCAACCUCAAUGGUGUUCAUCCUUACCAGAUUCCCAGGGAGGCUCUGAGUGACCACAGCACAGAUGUCUCUGCUGUGUGCCCACCCUCCAGCCCAUCCAGCCCCCACCAUGACCAGUAGGGGCUCAGCCCCAAACCAGCACCCUGGCAGCCUCAGGUAAGGGGCCAGUUCUCGUUGGACAUACAUGGGGAGGAGUGUCCCCACUGUGGCCAUGUUCUGCACUGUGGCAUGUUCUGGAGACCCCAAAGGCCUCACAGCCAAAGAGGAGAAGCAGGCCAAGCAUGUGAGGCUGAAGGAAUCGUGAUUCCGUUAGCAUCGACUUUCCUGGAGACCUCCAUGCACUAUAGGAACCCACAGCAGGGCCAGCCCCUAAACUAAGGGUGCUACUGGCCUAAACAUUUGCCACCCAAAAGCAGCGUGGGGGUGGGGCUCCUGAGGGACCUCUCUUUUUAGCAGGGCUCAAGUUUGGAGCUGAGAGGAGCCCAAGGAGGGAGAAAGCAAAAAGCAUAGGAAACAAAGGUACAGAGGCAAAAGAAGGCAGGGAAAGUAUUCUAACCAGGAAGAAAACCAAGAUGGCAAGCAGGGUACAAGCAGAGGGAGCAGGCGUCCUGUGCUAGGGACCCAGGGACGGCUCCUCUUCCGGGGCCCCCCAUUCUGUCUCCAUGGCCCACUUCAGCCUCUGUUCAUGCAUCUGGGUGCCUCUGUGAUAUGCUGGUCCUGCCAAGGACUCUGACUUCAGAGCCUGGCCCCUGACUUCUCUGUUCUACCAUUUAUCACAGGAAGCAGAGCUGGAGGACAAGCUGUCCCCUGCUCUGCAGGUCCUGGUUUAACGUGGUCAUUGGAGCUGCGCGUUUCAGGCUGCAGUUUGCAAAGUGUUCAGGGGAGGUGGGGGCUGCUGCAGGGAAGGGGUUGGCGAGAUGACUACAGCAGCAGCCCAGCAGCUCUAAUUUCUGUUAUUUAAAGCCAUCAUCUCUGCGCCAUACUCCUUGUUAAAGUGUCAGAUGUCUGCUUCUACUAAGACAAGAAAAUGGCUUUGGAGAGAGAAGGAAAUCGCCCCCUCCAGGGGGUCAGCAAUCAUAGCCCUGAGACGGAGCAGACAGUGAAGGAGCCUGAGAACAGGGCUGCACUUUUAGCCAGUGAACCCAGUAGGGCAGUUACGAUUCUGGGUCUGAUUUGGACCUGUGGCUAGCUCCUCUGGGAGGCAGAAUGACCCAGAACCACGGGAGCCCCUAAAACCAUCCUGCAUCUCUAACAGUUGAAGCUAUUCAAUUGAGAUCCUUACUCUAGACUCCCAAGUUGUUCUCUAAUUUGCCUUGUGUGUCAUUUUCCCUCCCAGAACUGAUGGCAGUCAUGGUGUGGCAGAUAGGGUGGUGGGAGGCAGGGAUGGGAGGUGCAAUGAUCAGUUUGCUCAGUAAUGAGCCAUGGUGGCAGAGACAGGGCACUGGUGUGACCAGGGCAGGGUUCUGUGUGCACUUCAAGACUGUCUUGGAAUCUGAAUGAUUUUUCUUCUCAUCCAUGACCCACAGAUUCCAUGGUCCUAGACGGAUGGCCUGACUAAUGCUGUCCCCAGAAUUCCCCAGGUCCCAGAGCCUCUGAAAACAGAACUACCCAUCACUCUAAGCAGAUCUUUGGGGAUGGUGGUUAGGAAGGUUCCCAGCGUGCACAGUCACAGCGUGUGGAAUGGAGUUCACUCCCUACACCCUGAGAUGCCCUCUUAGCAGUACUGGGACAGGGGCAGAUGGGAAGGAGAGCAGACUGUCUGGCACUGGACGAGAAGAAAAGAAAGGUGCAGGGCAAAGCCCCAGAGGUUGACCUGCUGUCCUCUGAGGACAAAUCAUACUUCUUAGAGGCCUUGAGGCUCCCAGGCCUCCCUGUCCCCCUCCUAAAGAUCCCCAAAAGGUCAAGAACAACCUCCCCCUGGCAGGGCUAUAAGAGGCUGGAAACCUCCAGGGGUGAAAUUGCUGGAAAAUAUGAACACGUUCCCGCUCCCGGCUCUGGGAGCCAUCCCGGGGUUCCCUCCCACACAGCUCAAGGCUGGGAUCCCAGGAAGGAGAGGGAGGAGGAGGAGGGUGUGGUGCCCCCACCACCUUUUCCAAACAAUUGCAGUUUUGUUUCUUGCAAAGGAUUCAGUUUCCCAGGAGCUUUUCAAAUGGUGCUUUUAAGAUUUUUUUAAAAUUCCUUCCAUUUAAAACACCUUUUUUUCUUCUUGCCCUGGAGGGGGAAAGAAAGAGAGAAGGAAAAGCUAAUAAAGUAAUCAUCGAAUAUGGAGCACCUGGCUCUAAGCCCAUGGCUUCUGAUGGUGGGUUUGGCCCUGCCAGGCUGGGGGCUUUUAUUAAGAACAACUGAAAGGGAGCAGUGAGCGGUCAGGUCAGGAGCUGUUAGUGGCUUGCCUGGUGUCCCCUCUGCCCUCUGUCCCUAGACCUCUGUGCUCCCGCUCCCCUCUCUCUUUCGGCCCCUCUGUAGCCUCCUAAUGUAGGCUGGAGCUCGGGGUAGCAGGCAUGCUGGGUCUUCAGGCCAGAGCACUAAAGAGUCUCCACUCCCCUCUGCCCUGCUUUUAAAUUCAUUACGCCUUUUAUUGCUGGCUAUUGCAUACGCUAUUUCUAUUGCCCUGGAGACUGGAGUGGUUCAAGCGGGGAGAAGCACACAAUUUGGAUUUCAUUAACUUCACUCUUUACCGCCUGUCGAAUCCCAGGGGGCUCGGCCUAUGGAGAGCUGGGCUCCUCGUGGUCCAUGCCCCGUCCUCUGGGUGCCAGCCCUCAGCACACCGAGCUUCUCUAGUCUCAGCCACUCUCUGCCCCAGUCCUAGGGGAAGGGGAUGCAGGAUUGCUCCAGAAAUGUCACAGGUGUGGAGAUUGGGACUCCUGGAAGGCAAUACAUGGGCUGCUACUCUCCUAAGCAGUGGAAUGGGAGGAAGGUAAGACCUGGCUAGACCAGGCUGACAACCCUUCUGUGUCUUUCCCACCUCCAUCAAACUCAAGACCUGCAGCCAGGCAGCUCCUCCUUGCAAAUGAGGCAGCUUUAUGGGCUGAAGAAAAACACAGCAAUUGUUCCCUCAAUUACCCCGGAGCAGAUUGAAUAUAUUAAUCUCUCCCUUAACUCGAGUUAGAGACUCGGCUGCUGCCCCUCCCCCAGCCGCACGUGCCUGGAUCUGACUCCCAGCCCCCAUCCUCCCAGGCCUUGAGCCCAAACAGGUCACACUGGGUCCAGGCAACAGCUUCUCCUGUGGCCAUGACCACCGCUGACACACACACAUGCACACGCGCACACAUGCACGCACACGCACAUGCCCCAGACACAGAAGACAGCUGCUUUUCGCUUCUCUAUCAAUUUUCAUUGAUUUUUCUCUUCCCCACUAUUUGAAAUGAGCCUUUUCCUUGAGUAAACGCAAUCCUGCACCCCCUCCCACCACCCUGCACAGAAAGAGAUGGGAGGGGGACCGUGGGGGCUCCCCCUUUUACAGCGGUGACAACUGCCUCUAGCUUAAACACACUCUGCCCCAGGCAGCUGAGCCCCACUAAAAGCUACCUGAGGUUUCUCUUUGUAGCUCGAUUUUCUUUUAUUUCAAGGGAACAAAGGCACUGUCAAGGCGUUUGCAGAGAGUGCUGUCACCAUGCGGGAGGGGCGCAAUCCCAGCCUAGUGGCAGAGAGUAGAGGCUGGCCCUGUGGAGAGUGGGUGCUUUCAGCUUCCCUCAGAGGGAGACAGGGUAGAGUGUGGGGGUCCUGCAUGAGCCAUGAGGAAGCAAAAUGCGUAAGUGGAGGGGUCCCAUAUAUUCACGUCCUAGCCCUGGCUAGCUCCCCUCCUGCUUGAAGUCCCAGACUCUCUGAAUGCCUCUGGGCUUCUCUGAGGGUCUGGUUUAGAACUCAGUGAGCCAGGCACAGGGUUGUCCAGUGGAUCUGGGUACAGAUUAAGUUCUGGCUUUUAUUUAAUAGCUGCUUUACCUUGUACACCUUACAUUUCCCCUAGCCUCUACUUCCACAUCUGUGAAAUGGGUGUGUCUUCAGUACGGGGAAGAUCAAAUGAGCUGGCCUGUACUUAGCCUGCCCCACGGGUGCCCUAUGCACUCUUUGGUGUUCCAGUAAUGAGGGAGGUGGACUAGCUGGGUUGGGGUAGCAGGAGGGUCUUGGCCUCUGUCUCCGUACCUGGGGAGCAGAUUUGCUUCUUCUUACCCAGCCAGUCUCUUGAGGAAGGAGAGUAAUGAACUUGUGUGUGGCACUGUCUGUCCAGGCCAGCCUUGACUGAAUGCCAGUCUGGAAAGUGGCUCCAUUAGCAGAUUGUAGGAACAGAAUACACCAGAUGGCCCUGUGCCCCUCCCCCCUCCCAGCCAGGGACUCCCUGAUGCACACCUCCUGGGGCCUCUAUGUGUGAGGGGGGAUGGAGAGGAAGGGAGGCUGCCCAUGGCGUCCUCCUGGACCUACCUGGAACCCCCCUCUUGGACCCCCCCCCCAGCUCCAGUGGGGGGAUUGUAGGAAGGCUCCCAUUUCCAGAAUGAUCUGUGCUGGGGAAGGAGGUGGCUGCAGGUUAGGAGAGGCUGCUCUCCUGGUGCGGAGCCUCAGACCCACAAGGACAUACAAGCAUGAGCCCAUGAGCCCAUACACACAGGCCCAAAUGUCUCAGCACCCACGACUCAUCACAAAAACAAGCCCUCAGCAACAGCUGGGAAGCACAUAUCCUUCCAUGCUGCGCCAGCGUCUCCUGGGGACCCUCCUGGUUCAUGUCUGCAUAAAUCCCAAGUGCAGCCUCCACCGAAGGAGCAGGAAGAAUGGGUGAUGUGAGAUACAGCUCCCUGUGAAGCCUUCUUUACACAGCUCCACAGUGCAGGGCAGGCCUAGGGGAAGGAAGCUGACAGCCAUGGGCCCUGGCCCUGGAGAGGGACUGGGCUGAAGGGAGUCACCUAGGGCCCCAGAGUCAGGAACAGCUGAGGCCUCCUGGGAGCAACCUCCUUCCAGCAUGGAUGGUGGGUGUGCAUGAGAUGUUCUUCCUCCACGUGGAUCCAAGGCUUCUUGAGGGCUUCUGUGGUCACACUGGCUUAGCAUGGGUGGCCCAUCUGCCUGCCCCCUCCCUCCCUCCUUCCUUUCUUUCUUUCUUUCCUUCUUUCCUUCCUUCCUUCCUUUUACUCGUCCUCCUUUCCCUCUUUUCUUCCUCCCUCCCUCCCUUCCCUCAUUUCUUGUUUGUCCCUUCCCUCCUUCCCUCAUUUAUUCAUUCAUCUAUUCACUCUCCCAAGUGGGGAAUUAGUUACUGUCAGCUGGAACCUUAGGGAGCUGCCAGGCUGUGUAGAGGGAGAGAAUAGGAGCAGAAAAUGAUGCCUUUCAAAGCAAACUAUGGACAAAUGACUAGUCACCAAGGUCUGACCAUCUAUUUCCUAUAGGAAAUGGGUCUGACCAGGAGUCAGGAACUUUGGCGGAGAACCUCACUUCCCACUUGCAUCUGAGCAGAGAGCAGCAAUGACUCGGAGGAGCAGGUCCCUUUCCUCCUGGGUCCUGGAAUUUCUCAUGUGCUUGAGGACAGGGGAGCUGUGUGGCUGGUGAGGACGAGGAUGGGAGGUGCCUGGUGUGUUAAAGUCCAGCUCACAGAUGUCAGGAGAGGCUGAGGCCAUCACAGGGAUGGGUGGAGGUUCAGGAGGACAGGUUUCUAGCAGAGAAAGCAAUGGGGGCAAAGGGGUAGAGAAUGGAACAUGGGGAUGCAGGGGACAGCAAGUCAGCAAAGGCAGCAAAUCAGGACAUAGACUGAAGGUUUGCAAGGUGGGAAGAGGUAGAAAUGCCCAGGGAUGCAUGGGCGGUGCCAUCUCUGACAGCUCUGAGCACUCAGCAGUGAAGACUGCUCUGAGCCAUGCUGGCAAAGACAGGACUCUUAUGCCUCCGGGUCCCUGCAAGGCCCAUUGGAGCAUCAGUCCUAAGAGAUGGGCAGAGUACCUUUGGCAGUGCCCAUUUUGGGGUAGGAACUGAGCUCCUAGAGGAAUGGAUUGCCCAAGCACUCCUGGGAGUAAUCAGCAAGGCCAGGCUGGAAUCCAGGUCCUUAUACAGCAGUCAGCCAUUCUGAUAUCCAAUCAACACACAGUGGGGCAUGGCUCAGAGCAUCCCUUUCCAGGGACUCUCCAAUCAGCAUGAGGUAGGUGUGGCCUAGAGUAUUCCUUACUGGGGACUUUGCAAUCUGUUCCUUGCCCUUUUGAAUAGAGCUCUGAUGCUGGGCUUUCUGGGCUCUGUUACAGUACUGGGAAGUAUUUUGGGGGAGCAGAUUUCUUCCUGAUGGAAGGACCAUGAUGGACCCAUGUCACACCAAAACAGCCAAGACAGGGUAUGCAGUGUUCUACUGAGCCCAGCAACAAAUGCUCAUUGUGCAAGGUGGUUCCCAAGCGGGGCUGGGGUGGAGGUAGGGCUAUCAGUGGCCCUGGACCCAGGGCCAUCCCCAGACCCACCACCCAUCCCUAGGAAUGACAUUUAGAAAAAGCAUUACAUGCAUGUUGCAGCCCAGACAGAAGCUCUUACCCUAUCUGAGGAGGGACAGUGAGUUACCAUUGCCAAGAAGGUGCUCUGUCUUGUGGUGCGUGCUUCUGUGCAAGUCAUUUUGCAUCUCUGGCCCCGGUCUCCGCCUCUGUAGGAAGGGGUAAUGAUGUCUACUCAGCAACCUGCUUGUUGGGAUUCAUAUGCAAGCUGCACUGGAGUCCAGAAGGACUUCUUGGAGGAAAGGGGAUUCCAAAGACUCCCAGUCUGGAAAACCAACCCAGAUGCAAACCUCCACCCCUUGGGACCCACAGUGAGGUGUGGCAGACUCUUCCAUGCAGGAAAUGUGAGUUGAGUUCUGGUUCUGUGCCAGGCCUGGCCUCUCAAAGUUCUCAAGUCAACAGCACCAAUGGGAGGUCUUAGGCAGUUAUUAGGUAUAAGAGGGGACGCAGCUGGGCCUUCCCUGGGAGGAUAAAGAGGAGGGUGGCAGGACAGUUGUGUUAGUAUCUGGGGACCCCCUCAGCUACCACAAUCUGUAGGUGCUCAAGCUUGUCAUAUAAAAUGGUAUAGAAUUUGCAUAAAACUUAUACAUACCCUCCUGUAUGCUUUAAAAUCAUCUCCAGAUGAUUAAAUACCUAAUACUCUAUGCAAACAGCAAAUGCAAGGUAAAUAGUUGCUAUAUUCUAUUGUUCAGGGAGUAAUGACUGGGAAAGGUUGUGCAGGUUCAAUACAGGUAUAAUUGAUUCCCUCCCUCCUUCCUCUUCCCUUUCCUUUUCUUUCCUCCCUUCUCCUCCCUCCUUUUCUUCUUUCAGUGUUAAGGAUCAAACCCAGGGUCUCACACAUGAUAAGUGUAUAAUUACCUCUGCACUACACCCUCAGCCCCCAUUUUUCCCUGAAUCUUUGCAAUCCAAGGUUGCUGAAUACACAGACAGGUAACCCACAGAUCCUAAGGGCCAACUAUACCUGAGUCAGGAUGGAGGCAGGGAGGACAUUAGCACAAAGUUCGCUUAAAUCCCAUUCUGCCACCAUCCAGCCGUGGGAUUUAACCUCUCGGCACUUCCUUUGUUACUGGUGAUAACCAUCCUCCCCUGACAGGAGCACUGAACUGCAUAUCUAGUGCGUUUACAGAACGUGGCAAAUGCUCACAGCCCAUUAGCCUUGAUCGUUAGGCAGGUGAGUGGCAGCUUGCCAGGGACACAGAGCUGGGGGCUGCGGCACAGGCAGAUGGGCAGCUAGGGCCAUGACAUGGUAGCUCCCUUGGAGAACCUGGGGAUUCAGGGGAAGCGAUGGAUGGAGCAGGGGAGGGUCCAGCCUCAGCCCUGGGGACACCUCCACUUCCCCAGAAGGAAGUUUGCUCUGAGUCACAUUGGACAGGAUGCAGCUGAAACCCUCAGUGCAUAUGGGGGUGCAGACAUUAUUUGAAUUUUCCUCUUGAAGCAUAAUUGCUUUUUGUCGGCGGGCGUUCCUGGAGACACAUCCUUCCCCAGGAGAUUGCUUUCCAGGCUCCUCUCUCUUCCAGCAGACAGGAGGGCUGGGUCAGCUCCAAGCUGCAUUAAUACACUGCAAAUGCGAUUUCCUGGCUUCAAAUGAGAUUAGGGCCAGAGGCUCUGUUCUCUGGUAGAGAUGGCAGGCAGGCAGCCUGGACAGGGGUGACCAGCAGUGAGCUGGGAGUCUGAGAGAGAGAGAGAGAGAGAGCCCAGGCCCAGUUGGCCUGAAUAAGCAGAUUUCUGUAACUGGAGCCCUUCAGCCUGCUGAUUCAUUCCUUUCCAUGGAAUGGGUGCUCAGCGCUGGCUUACCUGACCCCAGGCUCCCCAUAAGUUAGCAGCUUCAGUAAGAAAGAAAGUUAGUACAGCUCAGCACCACGGGUCCCAAGCUGGUCUUAUCUGUUCCUGUUUCUGCCUUAGUCUUCUCAUCUACCUGCCACAGUAAUCGUCUUGUGCAGAGCAGUGAGGACUAACGUGUGAAAUGCUGUGCUUAGUACUAUUAGCCAUGAUGGUGAGGUACACCAUCUCCCUAGUAUGAGGAGGCCCUACGGGUUUGCAGCCCAGAGGGCAAAGGUUUGGGGAGCAGGCAGCAGACCCCCACAGUACAGUUUCAAGGGGAAGAAAACCAUCUACCACUGAUGUUAUCCAUUAUUCAUUCAGCAAGUACCCAACUAGUGCCUGGGAACACAAGGCCAACACCCAGGCACAGUCCCUGCUUUUAGGGGACAUAGACCCUGUGCCAGAGAAAUAAAGAAAUGUUCAUGAGCCAGUGGAGGGGGAGACCCCAAAGUUGUGGAUCCAAUGGACCUGGGUGAGGGUGGGGCCAGGGGGAAGGCUGUGUUAUUUGUGUCUUGAAGAAGCACUGUGAAGUACUCAGGCUGCUACAAAAGGGCCAGCAGGCAUAUGGAACGGUAAAUAUGAAGACCCGGGAGCUGGAGCAAUCCCUGCUCACAUAGUGUCAUGAGGCUGGAGCAUGGGCACGAGGUAGGCAUCAGUGAGCCAAGAUGGAGGCUUCUUGGGUGAGCAGACCUGGGGCCAAAGAAUUGAAGCCAUGGAAAGACUUGGCUGGACUUAUGUGCUGGAAGAGGGGACACAGAUUUGCUGAAGACUGAUGGAGUCUACUGCCCCUUGAGCGAACCUCAGAGACCUCAGUAGGAUGCCACUUCUGCCCUCUCCUGAUGGAAGGGAAGAGUGGGCAUCUUGUUGCUUACUUCUUUAUCCAGUCUCUUGUUAAUGAAUUAUUGACGUUUCAAAAAGCAAAAUGCCCCAAAGCCACGUUGCAUGUUCAGCAAAGUGACUUAUGAAUUGCUAACCCUAAGAGAAACCCUUCCAUCAGCAUCUAGCAAGGGUGGCUGCCAGGUAAACAGAACAGUGCUGGCCAACAAGAAUGUGACACCCUCUCACAGUCAUCCCCCAGGCCAUGCCACCAAGGCUGGGCUCUGGCGGGGAGGGGUAUCUGGACAUAAACUGGUGGGGAGGGGAGGGAAAGCUUAUUUGGGGAACAGCUAUACAUCUGUUCUCUUGUGUAACCCUCACCUCCCUGCUGCUUGCAGACCUGCAGGGUAGAUGAGGAAUCUGAGGCUCAAAUUGUCAAGUGACUGCCCAAGGACUUACUACUCACCAGCAGAGCCAGUGGAAGACACCUGCGCUGGUGGGAUUCCAAAGAGUCUACUUCGCUCACCACCCACUUCCUGUCUGCCUCUUUGGUGGUAUUAGCAGUUGUCUUAGCAGUCAGGGCCCACGAGAACCAAGGGCAGCAGGAACAAGGUCAGAAUAGAGUCUGUGACAAAACUAGGGCCCCAAUGGGUUUCGCCCACAGUCAUUUAGCCCAGGUCAUUGCUGCACGGUAAGAACCUGGGAGCACAAAAGGACCCCCAGAACCCCUGUGGCCCACGAAACUGGUGGGGCCCGGGACAACAGCCUGCAUCUUCAAUGUUACCUGGCACAGCACAAGGUCAUGACCCCACAGCUUUGGGACCCAAAUGAUCCAAUUGGGCUGUGUGGACCAGCCUCCUCCAGACCCCAGUUUUGUCCUUGCUUCCCUCCACCUCCCCAGCCAUGCCCACUGCACCUCCAGCACAAGCCACCUUGUUCCAUGGUGCCAGCAUCUAGGCUGCAUGGUCACAGAGCCAUCUGCCUGGCCUUAUUCAAAACAGGGGGCCUGGGGAUCAGCCCAGUGGUAAAGUGCUUGCCGAGCUCGUGCAAGACCCUGGAUUCCAUGCCAGGUAUGCAUGCAUGCAUGAGUGAAUGAAUAACAGGACCUGAUCUUGUCCAUGUGUGGCUUCAGUUUCUGGAGAGAAGAAAGGAAAUAUAACUGCUUUCUCCAGAAGGAAAGGAAAGACAGACUGACAUUUGGGUCUGCUGCUUCCUAGCUGAGUGUGACCUUGGGCAGUGCAUCCCUGUCCUGGGCUGCAACCCAAGUACAGCGGUUGCUCCUGGGUAAGAACGUGAGGCUCAAGUGAGCUGGCGAGAGUGUGACUGUAACAGGAUGUCUGGCAUGCAGUGAGUUCAAUGUGGCUUUGUGUAGGUGCUGGUGGUGAGCGUGGUGGUGGCGACACUAAGGGAUCAGGUGAGGGUCGAAGCCUACAGCGAGGGGCCUGGCAGGGGAAAGGUGUUCUUGCUUAGGGAAUUGAGGGGACUUCGACUGAGGGAAUAAAGACCUUUUACAAAGUUGAGGGUGAGGUUUAGGAGGAGCAAGAGGGAAAGCAUGCUCCCUGGGGGUAGGAACUGUGUGCAUCCCUCAAUGAAGGGCAAGAGGAGAGAACAGGCUGGGCGUGGCGGUGCCCGUCUGUAAUACCAGCAUUCUGGAGGCAGGGGAAUGGUGAGUAUGAGUCCAGCUCAGGCAACCUAGCAACUUAAACCAGAAGCCGGUGAGGUGGUCACAUGGGGUCAGCCUGCUGGGGUAGGAUCCAGAGCCUGUGUUUCCCACCUCACCCAAUGCAGUCAUCCAGUGUAAAGGGAGAGAAAUGGAGUGUAGUGGUUGUGGGGUGGGCAUGGACAUGAUCACGGGUGGAGGAAGGUCAAGCCCGAGAGAGAUGUUUCCUGGCACCUGAGCUUCCUGCCUGGGCUAUGGACUCCCAGGGUUGUCUCUUUCUUGGGGUCCAGGCCCAGGCUUGGCAGGAGAGAUAUGGACCACUAUGUCCACAGAAGCAUCAUCUUGCUGCCAAAUGGGCCCAGAGCAAAUCCAAGGAGGAAGCAAGAUCCCUCCUUCCCUGGCAUGCGGCCCCAGGGCCUUGUCCCUGCCUCAGCUGGGUUCCCUAAAGGUGCAGUUAACCUCAGUGCUCCCUCCUUAGGGGUGCUGGUGCCAGCAGGAUUACCAAUUAGCUGUGAGACUAAUCAUUACCCGAGAUCACACUGACUCAUCAGAGCUUUGAGCUGGACCCUGGGCAGGGCAACAAACAUUCCUUAGGACACUUGGGGAGCAGGCACAUUUCCCACCCCAAGGAGCCUGAGGGACAGAGAAAGAAGAGGGGGGAGGGGAACUGGGAUCACAAGGCCUUCUCACUGGGGUAGGGGAGGAUAAGGGAGGCACUGGAGCCAUGGUCUUUGGGCUCCUUGGUCCAAGGAGAUGGAUACAGUAAGACUUAGGGACAGAGUGGCUGCUGGUGGCUGCUAUAUAUGCAGGGCACCCGGAAGCCAGGCAGCGUGGAACCAGUGCCCAGCUGCAUUGCCUUCUUCCAGGGCAGGAAGCUCAGGUACCAGGCAGUACAACUGGGGGCACCCCAGCACUUUGGGAAUCGGGGGGUGUGACGGGGCAGGACCUGGGCUAUAGGCAGGCAGGCUGCCUGGUGAGGAAGCACUUACGUUGGGACUAGAGUGCUCACACAGCCUGGCAGCGAGUCCCCCUUAACUGCAGUUGGCUUUCUAGAGGCCCCAGAGGACCCCAGGCUUGGCUGGUUCCCAGCCCUCCUUUUCCAGCCCUGCCUACUUGUCCCCUCUCCAUCGAGCAGCCCCCCAGCUUCUUGUCUUGACCUUCCCACUUUGCCUAGCAUGCCACUAUGGCUUCUUUGCAAUCAUUUCUUUCAUCCUUGCUUCAUAGUCUAGAACCACUAUGCCCCGUACAUGGCCCUCUUUAAUUACAAUUUAUUUUGAAUAAUGUAGCCAUGCCUUGACCUAUAGAGGUUAUAUUCCAAGAUCGCCAGUAGGUGUCUGAAACUUCGUGUCACACCAAACUCUAUGUUUUUUCCUGUAUGUCCUAUGAAAAAGUUUAAUUUAUAAAUAAGUUACAGUUAGGAAUAACAACUAAUAAUAAAAUAUAAUGAUCAUAACAAUAGACUGUACUAAAAUUAAAGUUUACUUAAAACUUAUGAAUUGUUAUUUCUAGGGAUGCCCAUUUAAUAUUUUAACAUUGUGUGCCUUCAUCACCUCCCUCAUUGCUGGGACAAAAUACCCAAUAUCCACAGCUUAAAAGAGAAAAGACUUAUUUUGGCUUGCAUUUUACAAGUUUCAGUCUUUGUGUGUCUGGCUGGCUUCAAGCAGAAGCAUCAUGGCAGAGGGGCCUGGCGGAGGAGAGCUGCUCCCAGCAUGGUGGACACGAAGCAGAGGAGUGAGGAGCCAGGGAGAGAGAUGAACGUGUUCAGGCCACAUCCCCAGUGACUCACCCCUUCCCACCAGGCCCCACCUUCUAACAGUAAGCUAGUGAUGAGCCCCCAUAUUCAAUCACCCACCAAACAUCCAGCCUCUGAGCACAUGAGGCUCUUGAGGGCCAUCCAGAUAUAAACCUAAUCACUGGAGUUGACUCUGGGUUACCACCAACCAAAAGACACAAUCAGGAGGGACCACUCUGUGACAGACCCCCAUGAGCCCCCACCUAACCCAAAAGCAGAAUGUCACUAAUAAAUAUAUCCACUUAUGUGUUCUUUCCACAUUCUCUCCCCAGUCUUUUAGCCCACCCUCCAAGACUUGUGCGUUUGUCAUUAUUAAACACAAGGAAGACCAUAGGCACCCGGGGAGGGCGGAUGGCUUUGGUGCUUCAGCAGAAGUAGCUGUUUUAUAAACCAAGUUCCAACUGCCCUGAGGGCAAUUCUGGGUCCCCUCUCGGAAGUGGGAGCAGAGUAGGGAACAGCACACAGUGGAGUUGGUGAGGCCAUGGGUACCAAGGUGAGAAGGGUGCACAGAGGAUGCCAGGCAGCAGGCAGUAGUUCCAGGAAGACCAAGAAGGGCUUGAAUCCACCCUCUACUCCUCGCAGUGGCCUGUGUGAUGUCAACUAUGAUGUCACACAAUGUUGCUGGGCGACCCAGCUGGGCAGAAAAUCUUGCAUUUGCAGGUCUGGGCAGAGAGAAGCCAAACCUUCUCACCUGCCCAUCCUCCUUCCCAACUGGCAUGGCACAGAUCCCACAAGGCCCCUGACCCACUGAACCUUUCCUUGCUGAGAAAGGGUCCAGACACUGCCCCUCCCUACAUCCCCCUUUCCUUGGCCCGGCCCAGCGCUGCUGUACGACAGUCCUGAGACCACACUGAUACGGAGGUGGCCAGGCCAGCUGUUGGAGCAGGACUGAUGCCUGGCCACCCACCCACCCACACCAGACACUGGCCUUAGAGCUUGAUAGACAAGGCUAGAUGCACCUGCCCAGAGAGGAUGGGGCAGAAAAAGAGCAAGGUCACUGAGGACCCGGAGGACACCAUGAAUGCCCCCCAGAACAUGCCACCUGACGUCAGCCACCUGUCUUCCUCCAAUAAGGAAACCAUCGUGGUCACUGUGCAUGGCGAUGCACAGUGGUGGUGUCACGUGGUGGUGAAGACCAGAGCUGAGGAAGAUGACAAGCAGAGUUCCACGGCAGUCACCUCUGUGACCUUGAACCCCAUCUGGGGAGAUACAGUGCAAGUGGAAAUCCCUGUGGAGGAGGUGGAACGAGAAGAUGUGGUCCUCAAGGUGGUGGACAACAAAAACAAAGAGGAGCUCUUAUCUUAUGAGAUUCCUGUCAAGUAUUUGCGUGUCUUUCACCCCUACCAUUUUGAGCUGAGGAAGUCUGAGGUCCAUGACAAAGCCACUGCCAAGACCCAGCCGUAUGCAACCAUCGUUCGGAAAGGCAGCUUCAUCCCCCGCUACAUGGGCUGUGACCACGCGGCUUUGGAGGUCUUUCUCAGGGGAAUCAAUGAGCCCCUGGUCAACAACUCCAACCCCAUGGUGGUGAUUGCCCGGGUGGUUCCCAGCCUCAGGGAGUUUAAGGCCACCCAGGCCAGUGGGGACCCGGCCUCGAAAAGGCUGCCCUUCACACCCCGGUCCUUGCCUGUCUCAUCGGUGCUGAACUUCAGUGUGCCCCAGGCCAGCCAGGAUGGGUGUCCACAGCUCUCCAAGCCUGGGGGGUCCCCAGAGCUGCCAGUGUGGAACCAGUCUUUCCUUUUCCAAGGCGAGGAUGGCGCCACUGACUUCUCAGAGGACACACCCCUGGUGCUGGAAUACUACCCCUCCACUUCGGGCAGCGCACCAUGGACCCUCAGCCAGCCCCUGGGCAUCUCCGUGUUGCCCCUGAAGAACCAACUCUAUCAGAAGAUGCUCAAAGGGAAAAAGUUAAAUGGGCUACGCAUCGAGCGGCUUCCCAUCACCGACACCACCUCGAAAACCAUCAAUGGCGAGGCACCCACGGUGGACCUCUCCCUCCAGCUGCUUUCCUCUAAGAGACCAGAAAACUUCUUGACACCCAACAACAGCAAGACUCUGCCCACCCUGGACCUCAAGAUCCUAGAUAAGAAGCUGAGUCCCGUCCAUGAAUCCUGGUCCAACGCUACCGUGAGCUCAACAGACUCCAGUGUGUCCACCUCUCUGGAAUCAGAGGAAGAGCCCCAGGUGCCAGAGACAUCAUAUGACAUGAAAAUGAACAACUACCGGCGGGCCAUGCAGAGGAUGUCACCACGGGAACAGAUCAGCCUCUUGGAGGAGGAGAACCAGAUACUAAGGCACCUCCUGGUCGAGCGGGAGCUAGAAGGAAGCAGGUUCACUGGACCCCAGGAUCCGGCAAUGUCCAUGAGACAGAAGCUGCAGCGGCUGAUUAGGGUGCGCGAGCUGAAACUGAAGAUGCAGCGCAUGAAGAACGAGCUAAUUCGGAAGAAUGACCGAGAAAAGAAGUGGCUGGAACAGUAUCAGGCACAGCAGCCGAAGGCUGCCCUGAGACGGUUCCAGGUCCCGCUGCAGAAGAUGAAGGCGCUGGAGGACACCGCACGGCACCAUGAGAAGGUGCUAGAAAAGAUGGAGCAGGUGCUGGAGGACCGGCUGCUGCAGGAGAGAAAGGAGCACGCGCCCCCCAGCAGGCAGCUGGGAAAGCCGCACGCAGGAUCUCCUGGCCAGUACUACAGACAAGUUUAACCUCAUGGCCAAGCUGGAGCAGGCUCAGAGCCGUAUAAAAGCCAGAAUACCUUGAUGAACCAUGCCAACAACCUCAAACAGCCCUCAAAGCAGGAAGUCUUGCUGCCCGACUCAGACCCCAAGCCCAAACAGCCUUCAGACACCCAGCUGGAGCCCUCCAGCUCCCAGCAGACCUGAGCCCUGCACAGGCCUCCUCCUUCUCUGUGCACCUGGCAGCAUCACCCCAGCCCCUAAAGAUGACUUUAUUAAAUGCUGAAGCUGA
This is a messenger RNA of Cavia porcellus (domestic guinea pig), 18341 nucleotides long. Its product is annotated as coiled-coil domain-containing protein 33. The record is from RefSeq and is a predicted model, not a curated record. Bases 16355 to 18079 code for a protein of 574 amino acids. Lineage: Eukaryota; Metazoa; Chordata; Mammalia; Rodentia; Caviidae. The transcript has 20 exons. Gene Ontology annotation, cellular component: peroxisome.